CAAGAUUUAUCGUUUAAAUCAGUUUCAUUUCAUUCCACUCCUUUCCCUCAUCUUUUAUUUUGCAUAUUAAAUCCCUUUAUUCAUCCGUUGUCAGAAUUCAUGUUUUCAAUAUAACCUCCUUAACUAUCAUAUACAUCUCGGAUAAUCAUAGACUUUAACUUCUACUAAUUUAACAACAAUGAGACGAUUAAAAAUUGGUAUACGGCCCCAAUUGAUUAUACUUGUGGGGUUCUCCUCCCUUUUCUCAUUAUUAAUUUUGGCCAUCGUUACAGGUCUAUAUUUUACAUCAAACUUGAGUGAUUUAAGAGCAGAAAGAUUAGAAGUCAUAUCGCAGUUGAAAACAGUUCAAGUCAAACAAGCUGUAGAAUAUAUUUUCUAUCAAGUUUAUUGGUUAACUACUAAAGAUUCAAUAUUUUCUCCUUUAUCAUCUUAUAGAGCAGGUAAUAGUUCAACUGAAAUCUUUUCAGGAGCUCAAUCUACUCUUGAUCAAUUUUUAACUUCAUCUGAAUUAUUUGCAGCAGCAAGAUUAUAUAAUUUGGAUUUAAAUGUUAUGGCUGAUUCUUAUAAUAAUAUUACUGCUAUUUCAAUGCCCGCUAUGGAUGUGUUAUAUCCUUUAUCAGCUAAUGCUUCCAUUCCAAGUACUCUCUUGGACCAAAAUUCAAAUGACAUUCAAGCAUACUUUACCGGUCCAAUAUCAAAUUCCUCUGAUCCUGAUAGUGCUUAUUUCAUGGGUAUAACUUUACCAAUCUAUUCAAAUUCAUCAAUCAUAAUCAAUACUCCAUCUUUAUCAGGAUACUUAACAGUAUUAGCAAGUGCUCAACAAAUCCAACUUGCUAUUAACGAUACUACUGCUGGUGGAAGUGGUACAGCAUCUAAUUAUAAUGUAGUAGCAGUAAGACCAGUAUUUGGAAGUGCAACGUCUGGAGUAGAUAAUUCAGGUACUGCAUCAACCUCAUCUCACCCUAUUGGAUUUCAAGCCAUUUUCCCAGUCAAAGAUAAUACUCUUUUACCAAAUACUAUUUAUAAUAUUAAUACUUCAUCUGCAAUUAAAGAAGCGUUAACAAAAUCAACUGGUUCAUCAGUGGGAGUAAGAUCCUAUACGGGAGCAGAAAUUGCAACAGGGUUUACUCAAAUUCAAUUAGAUCCUGAUACUGUAUGGGCCAUUAUCAUUGAACAAACAAGAGCAACAUUCUUAGAACCAGUACGGAGUUUGACCAAGAUUAUUAUUGGAGUUGUCAUUGGUAUUGGAGUAUUUAUGUGUUUAAUUACAUUCCCAUUGGCGGUAUUUUUUAUAAGACCAAUCACCAAAUUAAGAGAAGCUACCGAAGCCAUUACAAAAUCAAAGAAAGAAUACGACGAACAACAAUUAUCAUCAUCAUCCCACAAUUCAUCUUAUGAUGAGCCAAACAUCAGUAAUAAUAGUAAUCAAAAUACUAAAGCAUCAAAGAGAAAUAGUGUCAAUUCGAGUAAUUCGGGAGGUUCAGUAUAUUCUACUGCCAUCAGAUUACCAGGUAGAGUGCCUGGUUCAAAGAAAUUCUUUAAAGAUGAAUUCACAGAAUUAUCAGAAGCAUUUAAUAUCAUGACUACAGAAUUAGAUAAACAAUAUACUCAUUUGGAAGAAAGAGUUAAAUCAAGAACCAAACAAUUGGAAGCUUCUAAAAUCGAAGCUGAAGCAGCUAAUGAAGCUAAAACUGUUUUCAUUGCCAAUAUAUCACAUGAAUUGAGAACUCCAUUAAAUGGUAUAUUGGGUAUGACAUCUAUUGCCAUGGAUGAAAAAGAUCCUGCCAUCAUUCAAGAUUCCUUAAAAUUAAUUCAUAGAUCAGGUGAAUUGUUAUUACAUAUUUUAACGGAAUUAUUAACAUAUUCAAAAAAUACUUUAAAUCGAUCAAAAUUAGAAAAAUCAAAUUUCCAAAUUUUAGAAGUGGUUUAUCAAGUCAAAUCAAUUUUUGAUAAAUUAGCCAUUGAUCAAAGAGUUAAUUUUAAGAUUCUUAUAAGGCCAAAUAUCUUUAGAAAAUUAAUCAUUUAUGGUGAUUCCAAUAGAAUUAUUCAAAUUGUUAUGAAUUUAGUUUCAAAUUCCCUUAAAUUCACUCCUGUCGAUGGUUCAGUUCAUGUGGGAUUCAAAUUAUUAGGUGAAUAUGAUGCGGAACGUUCUAAAGCGGAUAAUUAUGCUCAAGUUCAUGUGUUGAAGCCUCGUAGUAAUUCAAAUUCAUCUCAAGGUGGUAACACAACCUUAACUAAAUCAUCAGGAUCGAUUAAAAGUAACACCUAUUAUAAAACUAAACCAGUGCCAAAAGUAGACAAUCCGGACGCUGCACCAUCAUUAUUAUCAAUAGAAAAAGAAAAAUUAUCAGAAGAUGAUAAUUUAAGUAUAUUAACUUUAUCAACUACAGAGUAUGAAAAUAAAAUUUUCGAAUCUCAAUUCAGUCAUUAUAAACCAUUACCAAGAUUACCUAAUGAUACAGUAGCAUUACAACAAUUACAACCAAGAAAAAUUGAAGAGCUUGAUACUAAUAGACUUAGAACAGAAAAGACUCAUUCAAGAAAUUUAUCAUCAAGUUCAUCAUCAAUACCAUCUACUGAUAAAUUCCCUACUGCUACUAUUCUUAAUAAAAAUGCUAAUAAUCGUCCUGAAUAUACCAGCAGCAAUAUGGCUAAUUCAGAAUUAGUUAAGAAUAAUAAAGCAUUCAAGAUUAGAAGAAUAUAUAAACCAAAAACAUGGGUAAUUCAAAUCGAAGUCACAGAUACAGGACCUGGUAUUGAACCGGCUUUACAAGAAAAAGUGUUUGAGCCAUUCGUUCAAGGUGAUCAAACCUUAUCAAGAAGUUAUGGUGGUACAGGUUUAGGGUUAUCGAUUUGUAGACAAUUGGCUACUAUGAUGAAAGGUACUUUAAGUUUAAAAUCCGCUAUUGGAGUGGGUUCUACAUUCACAUUUACAGUUCCAUUACCUCAAACUGGUGAAAUCAUGGUUAGUGAUGAAGAAAUGAAUGAAUUUUGCGAAGAUGAAUUCAAUGCUAAUUCCAAGAUUAAUAGAAAAGUUUCAUUUAAAAAUACAUUUGAUGAUGAAGUUUAUGGAGAUGAUGAUGUGUUUGAACAUGAUACCACCGAAGGUAGCGAUGAUCAUGAUGACGUUCAAGGAUCUCAACCUGUUGAACCUUCAACUACAGAUGAAGGAUAUGAAGAAGAUGAAAGUAUUGUUGAAGAUCUUGUUAAUGUUGAGGCCAAGCCUUUAUUAAUCAAACAUUCUAGUAGAAGGCCAACUCGUAUUUCACCACCAUAUCCACUUACAGAAGAAGAAAGAUCAUCAUCAGGUUCAUCAGGUGGUAGUAAUCCAAAAGUUGAAAAGCCUAAAUUUGAUAGAAAUCAUUUCGAUAAACCUUUGUUACUUACUCGUUCAUCAACGGGUACUGCAAGUUCAUCUACUGGUAGUGAAAGAAUGGAAAUUCAUAAUAAUAUCUUAGAUGAAUUAAAUCAUUUAAAGAUAUUAGUGGCAGAAGAUAAUUUGGUUAAUCAAGAAGUUAUUAAACGUAUGUUAAAAUUAGAAGGAUUUGACAAUGUUACAUUAGCUUGUAAUGGUGCUGAAGCAGUUGAAUUAGUCAAGGAAUCAUUAGAUAGAAAUGAACCAUUUGAUUUGGUAUUUAUGGAUGUUCAAAUGCCUAAGGUUGAUGGUUUAUUAGCUACCAAGAUGAUUAGAAACAAUUUACAAUAUGAAAAACCUAUCAUUGCUUUGACUGCCUUUGCAGAUGAAAGUAAUGUUAAGGAAUGUUUAAGUAGUGGUAUGAGUGGAUUCUUAUCGAAACCAAUCAGAAGAACCAAUUUAAGAAAAAUCAUUAUUGAAUUCAGUCCUAUAUUAUUAAGUAAUGUGGUAACUACUCCCCAUUCUUAUCAUGGUGAUGAA
Messenger RNA from Scheffersomyces coipomensis, 3895 nucleotides. It is a transcript of the gene SLN1, whose product is annotated as Sln1p. The transcript has 2 exons. NCBI's taxonomy places the organism in Eukaryota, Fungi, Ascomycota, Pichiomycetes, Serinales, Debaryomycetaceae. The record is from RefSeq and is a predicted model, not a curated record. The annotation marks the transcript as partial. Gene Ontology annotation, cellular component: plasma membrane. Gene Ontology annotation, biological process: phosphorelay signal transduction system; protein autophosphorylation. Gene Ontology annotation, molecular function: phosphorelay sensor kinase activity; histidine phosphotransfer kinase activity.